GGGCCGUGAGGCGAUUCGCUUCUUCACAGUCCCUAUUUAGGGUCCUGGACUUGCGAGCUAAAACUACCCUUGCCCCAAAAAUUCAAGUUCUGUUACAGGCUCCGUCCUCUAGGCGGCAUUUUAGGCUCUGAGAGCGGGGAGAUGCACACGCCUCACUCGCAAAUGCCUCCUGCCCAGCCACCCCAACUCUCAUCUCUCCAUUCGAAUCUCUCAACCAUAUCUCCUCAUGAGUUUGGAUAUUGUAAAAAUGGCUCCAGUUCUUCGGAGCUUAAUUGGCCCUUACAGGUCAUGGGUCAUGGAGUUUUACCAUUUCGGGUGCUGAGGAAACCACCCAUAAAGGCCUCAUUUUUCUCUCUCUGCCAGAUCAUGGUUUCUUCAUGUAUUAUCGAUAUUUGACUUGUUUGGUUCUCAAACUUCUUGUUUGUUGGUGAUCAGUUCGCAUUAUGAUCGAGAAUUAGAAUGCCAGGACUAUGAAUGUGUACUGCGUAGUUUUAUGUUGCAUAUCAGACCUUUUGUCUACUUGAGUAUUAUAUAUUUUACUGGUUUUGGUUUGAACUCAAGCAUUGGAUUAUUGUAGGGUAGUUUAUUGUUCGGAAGCUUGGAAUUGAAUUGAAGAGUGGGGGGUUUCAAUGGCUUGAUUAAAGUUGGUUACAUGGGUGGGUUUUCUCGAUCCGAACACCUUGUUUAAUGUGGGUAUUGGGUUGCACUCAUGUUAUUUGGUAUGUUUUUCUAUUUGGGAAGCAUGAAUUAAGAGCAUGUAUGUUGGAAACCCAGUAUUUCGGGGUUGUUUUUCUUUUGGUGAUACAGUAUUCGGGUCUCUUGUGCAAUGAUUGCACUUGAUUCUUUGAAAUUCAGAGAUCUUGGUUUCACCUGAUUUUCAGAUCUAGACUGAGAUUGUUCUUCUACCAUUUUUGGGUCAGGCUGCAAUUUUCAAUUCGAAGUACUGAUUUUCAGGAUAGGAGAUUAUCUGGGUAAGCAUUAUUCCAUUCUUUUAUGAAGGCAUGGACUUGGAUAUGCUUGUAAUAUUUUUUCAGACUAAUUUAUAGUUUGGACAAGGAUGCUGGUCCCCAAACCUCCUGCGGUUUAGCUGAUAGUUCUACCUGGUCGUAAUGGCUGAAUCCAUUCAUGGUUCUGAGUCUGAGAAGGUCAUUUUCUUGCAUGGCGACCUUGACUUGUCGAUUUUGGAAGCGAAAUCUUUGCCAAACAUGGACCUAGUAUCUGAGAGAAUGAGAAAAUGCUUCACCAUGUUUGGUACAUGCAAAAUACCAUGUAAGCACGGGGAAAAACACAAAGGUAGUAAGCACAAGAUCAUAACCAGUGACCCCUAUGUUUCAGUGUGCCUAGCAGGAGCCACAGUGGCCCAAACCAGGAUCAUCUCUAACUGUGAGGACCCAUCUUGGGAUGAACAGUUCCACGUUUCUAUAGCUCACCCUGUAUCAAAGGUGGAGUUUCAAGUUAAAGACAAUGAUGUUCUUGGAGCUGAGCUUAUUGGGGUUGUCUCUAUAUCAGCGGAGAAGAUUCAAACUGGGAACACCAUUACAGGCUGGUUUCCAAUUCUUGGUCAAUAUGGAAAUCCUUUCAAACCUUAUCCUGAGUUGCAUCUCUCUAUGCAGUUCAGGCCUGUAGAGAAUAAUCCUUUGUAUAAGGAUGGUGUUGGAGCUGGGCCUGAUUAUCUAGGGGUCCCCAACACCUAUUUCCCACUAAGAAGAGGUGGGAAAGUUACUCUUUAUCAGGAUGCCCAUGUACCUGAUGAGCUUCUCCCUGAAAUUCAACUAGAUGGGGGGAAGCUUUUACAACAUAAUAAGUGUUGGGAGGAUAUAUGCCAUGCUAUAUUGGAAGCACAUCAUUUGAUAUAUAUCAUCGGAUGGUCAAUUUUUCACAAAGUGAAGCUAGUAAGAGAGCCAACGAGACCAUUGCCUAAUGGGGGAGAAUUGUCACUUGGUGACUUGUUGAAGUUUAAGUCGCAAGAAGGUGUUAGAGUUGUUUUACUCAUUUGGGAUGACAAAACUUCACAUGAUAUGCUUCUCCUGAAAACAGAAGGAGUAAUGCAAACUCAUGAUGAGCAGACUCUAAAGUUUUUUAAGCAUUCAUCUGUGCAUUGUGCGUUGUCACCUCGCUAUGCCAGCAAUAAGCUUAGCAUUUUCAAGCAACAGGUUGUAGGAACCUUGUUUACGCAUCAUCAAAAAUGUGUGCUUGUUGACACCCAAGCUUCUGGAAAUAACAGGAAAAUUACUGCUUUCAUAGGAGGCCUGGAUCUUUGUGAUGGUCGAUAUGAUACACCUGAGCACAGACUAUUUCGGGAUCUUGACAGUGUCUUUGCAAAUGACUUUCACAACCCAACAUUUGCAACUUGUACACGUGGCCCAAGGCAACCAUGGCAUGAUCUGCACUGUAAAAUAGAGGGUCCUGCUGCUUAUGAUAUACUUACGAAUUUUGAGCAGCGGUGGAGAAAAGCAACGAAAUGGCGAGAGUUUAAGCUUAAAAAAGUAACUCAUUGGCAUGACGAUGCCUUGAUAAAAUUAGAGCGCAUCUCAUGGAUACUCAGUCCAUCUACAUCUGUUCCUAGUGACGAUUUUAACCUAUGGGUUUCUCAUGAAGAUGAUGGAGAGUGUUGGCAUGUGCAGGUGUUCCGGUCAAUUGAUUCAGGAUCAGUAAAAGGAUUUCCAAAAGUUGGUCAGGAAGCUGAAGCAAAGAAUCUUGUGUGCGGGAAGAAUCUGGUUAUAGAUAAGAGUAUACAUGCUGCGUAUGUCAAAGCAAUAAGAUCUGCCCAACAUUUUAUAUACAUCGAGAACCAGUAUUUCCUGGGGUCUUCCUAUCAUUGGCCAUCUUACAAAAAUGCAGGUGCAGAUAAUUUAAUACCUAUGGAACUGGCCUUGAAAAUUGCAAGCAAAAUUGUUGCAAAUGAACGAUUUGCCGUGUAUAUAGUGAUACCAAUGUGGCCUGAAGGUGUUCCAGCUAGUGCUUCUGUACAGGAAAUUCUCUUUUGGCAGGGGCAAACAAUGGACAUGAUGUAUCGUAUUAUUGGACAAGCACUUCAGCAAGCAGGUUUAGCUGGCAAAAGUCAUCCCCAAGAUUAUUUGAAUUUUUACUGUCUUGGUAAUCGUGAAAGAGGUCCAAGAGAACGAUUGGCAUCAACAAGUCAACCUUCAGAAAAUAGCGUUUUGGGCUUGACUCAAAAGUUUCGUCGGUUUAUGGUUUAUGUUCAUUCCAAGGGAAUGAUAGUGGACGAUGAAUAUGUAAUCCUGGGGUCUGCCAACAUUAACCAAAGAUCUAUGGAUGGCUCAAGAGACACUGAAAUUGCUAUGGGUGCUUAUCAACCUCACCAUAAAUGGGCCGGAAGCAAAGGCCCUCCUCACGGUCAGGUGUAUGGAUACAGGGUGUCUUUGUGGGCAGAGCAUCUGGGCUUCCUAGAGGAGUGUUUCCAUACUCCCGAGAGCAUGGAAUGCGUAACGCGUGUGAACCACUUUGCUGAGUAUAAUUGGCGCACGUUCAUAUCCGAAGAAGUGAAGGAUAUGAAAGGUCAUCUGAUGAGGUACCCAAUUAAGGUGGAUAGUGAAGGGAGGGUUGGACCAUUACCAGGCCAUGAAUGUUUCCCUGAUGUUGGUGGUAGGAUUCUUGGGUCGCACAACUCUCUUCCUGAUAGUCUAACCACAUGAUAUGACAAAGUACUGGUUAACACAUGUGAUGGAUGAUCCAGAUUGGCCUCAUGACAUCUAACAUUGUUCUCUUGCUUGGAAAAUUGGAUGCAGUCUAGGAAUCGGGCAUGGGCUUGAGUGGUUAGUAGCUGACAUUUAGCAGCACUACAUCUCAAGGUCGAUUCCUGCCGCUAAACUAACAAAAAAUAAAAAAUAAACAAAAUGGAUGUAGUCAAAUCUAGCCAUUUUAUGGAAUGCAAAGCUAUAUGUAUCAUUGUAAUGACAAGGUUGUAUGGAGAAGAGGCCAAGUCUUGUGAGCAAUAGUACUUCUCUCCUUGAUGUUGUAACCGCAUGAUAUGACAAAAGCAUGCAAUCCAUCCAUGCGACGUAUGGUCUAGAUUGACCUAGUGGCAUCUAAUGGUGGUUUCUGGCCUGCUAAUGUAAUGCGAUUUGAUCUAGACCAUCCAUUUUGAAGUUCGACGGCUUCAUAUAUUGUGAAAAUAAAGAGUCUAGAGAGACGAUGUUGAGCUACAAGUUACAGGAUUUAAUCCAGGUAAUCAAUUUGGAAGCUUGUUUACUAUUGUAGAAAAAGCUUUUAGAUCGAAUUCUAAGGCCGGUAAACAAUGUCAACAUCUUCUCUGUCUCUCUCUCUCUCUC
Amborella trichopoda is the source of this 4292-nucleotide messenger RNA. RefSeq names its product phospholipase D delta. Gene Ontology annotation, cellular component: plasma membrane. Gene Ontology annotation, molecular function: D-type glycerophospholipase activity; calcium ion binding. Gene Ontology annotation, biological process: phospholipid catabolic process; phosphatidylcholine metabolic process. The record is from RefSeq and is a predicted model, not a curated record. NCBI's taxonomy places the organism in Eukaryota, Viridiplantae, Streptophyta, Magnoliopsida, Amborellales, Amborellaceae.